AUGCCAUAUGCACUAGGCUCCGAGGCUUCCAUUGUCCGCAUCGCAGGGGCUGGGUUUCGGCUCUCCCUGCUCCUCAACGCGGCCGCCUGUCAGCUCGCACAAUCCCGCAUCGAUAUCCACAGCAUCGCCAAGGGGAUCUCGCUCUUUGCGCUGACCCUCAAGCAUGUGGGACAGACGCUGGAGGCCGCGGAUCUGGAUCGGUCUCCCGAGGCCACCGAGAAAGCUUGGGAAAUCGCCGGCCAGGGCCAGAUGGUGUUCGUCGAAAUCGAACAUAUGCUGGACAAACUGAAAGGAACCGACGCGAAUGACAACCUCCAGACGAUUCCCGUCCAGGAGCGUCUCAGAUGGUGCUUUCCGAAACAGCAUGUCACCUAUCUGUUGGCCCAGUUGGAGUCUCUGAAGCUUAGUCUCAUCGUGGUGCUCCGAAUCUUGCAGCUGGGCAACCUGAUCAAGGCCAGCGUGGACAAUCCUGCCUCGUCGCUGACCGUGGACGAUGCGAUUGCCCAGGAAAAAGCAGAAACACAAAACAUGAUCAUCGUGCGGUACUGGUCGGUCAAACGUCUCGAUCGUUUGUGGGAUAUGGUGGAACAGGAGGCGAUGGAGGCCGCCAACGACGAGACCAACCAGAUGAUCAGCUCCAAUUACUCGGCACCGAACACUGCCGCAGCAUUGAAGCCGCUGGUCGCUGCGACUAAAGGUUCUGAACUGACCCGCCUCCCCGCCGUGACCUUUGGGAAUAGUGACGUGGGACUGAGUGACAUUGAACGAUCGCCGAAGGACAUGGUUCACUUGUCCGAGAGUGCCAUGAACCAACUGCUGUCGGUCUGGAUGCCUUCACUGGACUCUUCUUUAGUGCGGGAUGCCGGCAAGCCGGCCCACGGGUAUGAAAAUUCUGGCCAGCCCCGGAUCUAUAUCUCAUCCGACAGCGAGAAUGACUCGAAAGACCUCGAUUUCGACGGCCAUGAAGUGCGAGGAUACUAUCUGGAAGGGAAUACGGUGGACUGGCGCAAGCCGCAGUCUCAAGAAGCUCGUUAUCAUGCCGCCCAGAUGCGCAGGCGGUAUUCCAGCUACCAGGCCCAGGUCGAAAGUGAUUCGGAUGACGACAACGAUCGGCGACGAAACAACCACCGAAACAAUAAGACGACCGCUGGCUCCAGCGACGAGAACGAACAGAGAGCUGCUGAACCGCAUCGACCCUCGCUCAGCGUCCCCGUGAACAGCGGUGGUCGCGUCCAUUCUAGCAGCAUGCCAUCCAGAUAUUCUCCCACAUCGACGACCAGACAACCAGCGCCAUACUCAAGCAACAGCUUCUCGCAACCCACCACGACUCCCCAUCAGGCCGCCCCCAGCCGCCCCUCCAGCACGCCCCAGGACUCCCUCCCCAGCAACCAUACAGACACUACUCGAACCAAGACUACUCUAGCACCCCACGGCGAGCAGCCCUGGGGCCGACAACCAGUCUACAACAGCAGCAACCUGCACCAACCCCGCCACUUCGCUUCCGCAUACCCGCUCUCAACCUCAUCUCCCGAGUCAGGCUGGGCAGGCCCCCCUCGUUCACUGCAGCAGUCUCCCUCGCAUUCCCACCGUCGAAUCGCGCGUGACGAUGCUAAAGAGUCUAAAGAGCGCGAGCGCGAGCGGCACAAGAAUCUGACGCGCAAUGCCACGCGGGGGUUGGCAGGUGUCGGAGCGAUUGCGGGCUUUAUGGAUGCGUUGGAAGCAUUUGAUAUUCUGUGA
Penicillium lagena is the source of this 1737-nucleotide messenger RNA. RefSeq lists its product as uncharacterized. The record is from RefSeq and is a predicted model, not a curated record. Bases 1 to 1737 code for a protein of 578 amino acids. The transcript is spliced from 2 exons. NCBI's taxonomy places the organism in Eukaryota, Fungi, Ascomycota, Eurotiomycetes, Eurotiales, Aspergillaceae.